AUGAGCAACGCUGAGAUCAUUGGUUCAACAAAUCUUAUAAUUCUGCUAGAGAAUGAGAUCUUUGCUGAUUUUUUCAACACAUUUCUUUCUCUUCCGGUCUUUGGUCAGACACCAUCCUAUACUGUUGAAAACUCACAGUGGAGCUUGUGGCCAGAGAUACCUUAUCACUUGAUUUCCAAGUACAAAGGAUUACUGACCUGGUUGGAAAAAUACCGACUACCUUUCUUCUGUAAAACAAAUUUGUGUUUCCACUAUAUCCUUUGUCAGGAACUCAUCAGCUUUGUUAGGUCUCCAGAAGGAGCCAAGAUGAUGAGAUGGAAAAAGGCAGAUGAGUGGCUACUGGAGAAAUGCAUUGGCGGGGUCAGAGGAAUGUGGCGCUUCUGUUCCUACCUCAAGGGCAGUGCAGGUGAAGAAUUGGUGGAUUUCUGGAUCCUUGCUGAGAAGAUCCUGAGCAUAGAUGAGAUGGACCUGGAAGUAAGAAACUACUACCUGUCCCUCCUUCUCAUGCUGAAGGCCACCUACCUGCAGGAGGGGUCCAGGGUGGUAACUCUCUGCAACAUGAACAUCAAGUCCCUCCUGAACCUCUGUAGCUGGCAUCCCAACCAGUCAACCACCAGGAGGGAGACUCUAAGUCACAUGCAGAAAGUAGCUCUGUUCAAACUCCAGAGCUAUUGGCUCCCCAACUUUUAUACCCAUGCUAAGAUGGCAAUGGCCAGUGAGGGAGCAUGCUAUGGUCUGAUGCAAGAAUAUGAGACUCGCCUAUGCAGUUUUUGCUAUACCCAUAUGGGAGGGCUCCCUCUGAACAUGAGCAUCAAGAAAUCCCUCCAUUUCCAAAACAAGUACUCAAGCAAGAAAGCCAAGAGGAAGAUAUGGCAACUCACAGAUCACACUUCUUGGUCUCUGGAAUUGGACCUCAUGCCAGAUAUCAGCACCUCACAGGAGGCAAGUUCUCAGGAGAAGAUGGUUAUACAAAUGCCUUCCCUAGAAGUACCUUCUUCUAAAGAGAGAACAAUCAGUUCCCUGGAAAAGGAUAGUCAUUGUGUCAAGAAGUCUAGUGUGAAGAAGAAGUAUAAGUGCCAUGUCCAUAUGGAGGACCUUUUUGAGACAAAGUUUUCCACCCACCUGAGAACUUCCACCUCCAUCAUUCAUCACCCCUCUCGCAUAAUAAUCAAGAAGGCCAUCAAUCAAAGCUUCUCCCUGGUGUAUACCCACUGGGCCUUGUGUGCUGAUGCUUGUGCAGGGUGUCCUUUCCGGGAUUACCUGAAGAAGCUUAAUUUGAAGGUAGAAACUCAACUCCUGGACCUUUGGCAGGAUCUACAACAUUUUCUCAGGGUUCUGAUGAAUAACAAGAAGAGUGGGAAGGCACUCUUUCUUCGCCUGCUGGGUGAUAGAAUCUGUGAGCUCUACUUGAAUGAGAAGAUUGGGCUACGCUUACCCCUCAAAUCUCAAAUCAUUCAGGGCCUGAAGGACAUGCUGCCUUCCGGGGAUGUAAACCCUUGGAUUCCCAAAGCCCAAAAGGAGAUCUGCAAGAUGCUCAGCCCCUGGUAUGAUAAAUUCCUGGAUGAAGAGGACUACUGGUUUCUCAUUUUUACAACUCAGACCCGGUUCAUCAAAAGCCGGUGGCACAGAAAAGAAUCUACAGACAAAAAAGACAACAUUCUUCUUUAUAAGAGAGUUCAGGAAUCUCUGAAAUUAAGCCAGGCUUUGGCUAACAUGGAAGAAAUGGAGUCUAUGGAGUGGCAAAAGAUAGCUACUAAGGACUUGAGACAGGGUGGAUCUCUCCAGGUAGAACUGACAUCUCCAGUGUUUCUAGAAGACAUCAACAAAAUGCCCUUUGAAGAACUCUGCUACAAGAAUCCAAAGGUGGCCGUAGAAAAGAUCAGCGAGGACUACAAAAUAUAUUGUGAGAAAGCACCUAAAGUAGAUACUACAGUGGAAAUGAUCAAGGAACAAAAGAUAAUUGCAACCUCCAACAGAAAAAUAUCUCUCUUCAAAAAAGUGGGUCUGCAGAAGCCCUCAGUGAGACCUAGAAACUUGGCAGAAGUCCUCUUAAAUACACAGCAUUUGCAGUUCUUCAGGGAGUUCCUUAGACAUCGGAAAGCUGAAAAUCCAUUGCUAUUCCUGAUAGCAGUACAGAAGAUCAGUAUGGAGACCAAUGAAAAAAUCUACAAGUCUACCUUGGAAAAUAUAAUCAAGACUUAUCUCCAUGGCAAACAUCCUCCUGAAGAAAUGCUUCAGUGCAAUGCUCCUAUUAUUAAAAAAGUCCCUCACAUGCAUCAUAUUGGUGCAACCACACUGCUGAUACUCCAGAGCUAUGUCAUGAAAUCUCUGGAAGAAAAAUGGUUUAAAGAAUAUCAAGAACUGUUCCCACUUCCUCCUCUAGAGGUGGAAACUGAAGUGCAGACUUCACAGAGGAAGCCUUCAAAAACAACAGUAAACCUGCAGGAAUCCCAGAAAAGAGGUUGGCUGAAAAUGGUCAACUUUAUCAAGAGCUUUUGUAGCUACCGCAGAUUUAUAUCAAAUCCCAGGAAGUGUCAGGAAUUUAUAGAGUAUCUUCAUCUUGAAAUGCACAACAAAGAGAAUUUCUCAACAUCACCCACUGUAUCAGGGCGUCUAACCCCACUGUCCACAAAUGCCCGAAGAACCGAACAGGAGAAGGAAGAAAUAAGCCUUGUAAAACGUCGUAUAUAUGGCCAGAGGAUCAUUGUCAUCAACUUUGCAGUUAAUGAUUUAUAUUUCCUUUCUGAAAUGGAGAAGUUUAAUGAUUUGGUGAGUUCAGCUCAAAUGCUGCAGUCCAACAGGGCAUACAACGAGAAUGAUGUGGUCCUAAUGCAGUCCAAAAUUAACAUUAUCUUGAGGCUCUUCUUACAUGCUGAAUUUUCUCCAAAGCUGAGGGUGAACAUCACUGAGUCCCAGAAGGAUGCCAUCCUUACUUCCAUUGCAGAGGGCCACCUAGACCGGAACAUGUUUCAUGGAGCUAUCAUGUCUGUCUUCCCCGUCAUUAUGUACUUCUGGAAAAGGUUUUGUGCCUGGAAAGCAACCCAUAAUUAUUUACACUAUGUAGGGAAGAAUUUCAAGGAUAGAAAAAUUCUUCCUAAACUUACAAACAAAAACCCUCCUGGAAGUUCAGGUGACCACAAUAUCUUAAGGUGUACAUUGCUCAGAGGUAUUGAAUGGUUGCGACCUCAACAGUGGGAUUUACCAACAAGUCCACUUCCAAACUCUUCAUCUAGCAAUCUCACCCAAUCAAGACUUGUGUUGUCUGCCAUGCAACUGUAUCCUGCCCGGGGACAAAAAUUACCCCACACCAAAAAGGAGAAGAAAUAA
This is a messenger RNA of Fukomys damarensis (Damara mole-rat), 3327 nucleotides long. RefSeq names its product regulator of G protein signaling like 1 (gene Rgsl1). The record is from RefSeq and is a predicted model, not a curated record. The transcript has 22 exons. Bases 1 to 3327 code for a protein of 1108 amino acids. NCBI's taxonomy places the organism in Eukaryota, Metazoa, Chordata, Mammalia, Rodentia, Bathyergidae.